This is a messenger RNA of Varroa destructor (honeybee mite), 2158 nucleotides long. RefSeq names its product sulfotransferase ssu-1-like. NCBI's taxonomy places the organism in Eukaryota, Metazoa, Arthropoda, Arachnida, Mesostigmata, Varroidae. Gene Ontology annotation, molecular function: sulfotransferase activity. The record is from RefSeq and is a predicted model, not a curated record.
CAGCAGUAAAUAGUAUCAAUAACAAAAACAGUGACUGAUGUCACGUACAACCUGCAAUAUUGAUAGUUGCUGAUCGUGACACGGACUGACAGGAAAGAAUGGUGAACGCUACGAGCCAUAUCCGCAAGUAUAAACUGUUGUGAAACGUGCUUCGUGUAUUGUGAGACAAGAAGCUGCAGAAACUGUUGAUCCUGUUUAUCAGAACAUGAAAAUCCUAGACAAACUUGGCGAUGAGGUGGAGCUUCUCUAUGAGAGACCGAAACUUGCCACAUAUGAUGGAGUGCCAAUGACCGCCAAUAACUUCCCUAUCAAAUUUUGGAGAGAAACCCGCGCCUACAUACCAAGAGACGAUGACAUAUUUAUAGUUACCUAUCCUAAAAGUGGAACUACGUGGCUACAACAAAUCAUGUUUGUCCUUUUCAACGGACGUCACAUAAAGGACAUCAGCGAAAGGUAUGCAAAUUGUCCAUUUCUCGAGCAUUCGGGCAGUGUUCGAAUCGAAACAAUGCGUCGUCCGGGCGCAAUUAAACUCCACAUGCGUUUCGAGCAUGCGCCAUACGCUGGCAACGCCAAAUACAUCUACUGCGUCCGAAAUCCUAAAGACUGCUGCGUAUCCUUUUUUUACCAGUCACUCAAGACGGUAGAACACUUCAGCGACUGCACUUUUGAGGAGUUCUUCGAGUAUUUUAUGGACGGCAAAUGUGAGUUUGGAAACUACUGGGACCAUAUCGAGUCGUGGUAUCCCCACGUUACAGCCGAUAACGUGCUCAUGGUCACGUACGAAGACAUGAAAAAAAACAUUGCGCGAGAGCUCGGCAAUAUAGGCAACUUCAUCGGUGGUGAAUGGGGCCAAAAGUUGCAAAGCGGCGAAAGAUUACAAACGGUAAUAAGACUUUCGUCUUUCCGCAACAUGAGAAAACUCUACGAAAACAGUCUUUUUUAUGGAGAGAACUUUCUCCGUAAGGGAACUAUCAAUGACUGGGAAACACAUAUGACGCCACAAAUGUCACAAACAAUUGAAGAUGAAACUUACUCUCGUUUGGAGGAACUGUGCCCGCAAUUGCUCAGGAAAUGGGAGAGUUAUGGCGCUCUUUCAGGAAACAAAAAGAGCAUGUUUUAUUAGCUUUAGAUAAAAUUGACCAUUUCAGCUGUUAUAAGUUUUUUUAUAUACAACUUUUAUAAGUUAUAUAUAUAUAUAUAUAUAUAUACCCUAAAAAACCAGAAGAGUGAUUGUCACCACACACACCGUACCUAAUCCAAUCCUAUGCCUACGAUUAGAAAUAAGUAAUAGAGUGUGUACCUAUGACUCACAACUCACAGCAUUCAUUACGACGAGUGCUCGUACAUUCAAGGACAGGUUUUUAUGUCCUUAAAUAAACAGGCGAUAUAGCCUACGACAUGGAACCGCUGCUUCAGUAUAUGGCGUCUUUAUAUCUACCAAGAAUAUUGUCAGCGGAUGCAACAUGUGUCAAUCUUGAGAAAAUGAAAAACAAUGUAAAAAACUAUUGUUAUCACAUAAUAUGAAAUGAACGUAGUCUGCUAGAUUUACCAGCGAAAGUGCCAUUGUCCCUGGUUGGCUAGAACUAAUGGAAGGAUAACAAGCCAAUCUGACAGCGGCUAUUUUGUAAUUACAUUAUAAUAAUAAUAAUUAAGAGUCAUGAAACAGAUGCAUAGAGACGUAGAAUAAGGUCAUAUAUGAUUUGUACUAUAUGGAAAUGAAGAAUUACCGUAGCAUUAUUCGAUACGACUAGCUAUCCUAAAGGAACUAAUCUACCAGACGCCUCAGACGUACAAAAAGUGAGGGUCAUCCAAGAAAUAGCUCACUAGUUGGGCUCUAGACAGGAUACAUUUUAGUGGUCACAAAUAAUAUUAGCAAUCUGAAGUAGUGUAAACCCAAAGGUCUUUGAGUGACUUGCUCCACGUUUCUUCCCAUUAAAUUAUUACCAAAUAUAUUGGUACAGUAAAAUUACGCUAGUAACUGGGAUUGAGUCAGAUCAGUUGCUUUAGGACUGUCAUUGUGUACCUAAGGUGUGUUACGUCGUAUUCAGGUGACGUUGUCACAGGUAAUGUAUAACUAAAUCGUGCAUUUUUAUUAAGGUACUUCGUCAUUCUUCUGUAACGCGUAUUAAUGCGUAACAUGUUGAGUGUCAUAUAAACA